AUAUUGUCAUGUCAAUUUUGUGACGGUGGUGGGUUCAUUGUGCAUCAAUAUUUCAAGAUAUCGUUGUAAUUUUGGAUUUAUUAUUCCCUUGCGGCUAAAGAAAGCCAAGGCGCAGGGUGCAUUUCUGCAUCCGCUGAACCAUGAGCUAUCAGAUACCAUCGUCUCAGAGCCGCACGAUGUCUCACAGCAACUAUGCAGGCUCCGAUGUGCCGAUGGCACCAAGCAAGGAGCAGCAGACCCUUAUGUGGCAGCAGAACUCCUACCUGGUUGACUCUGGUAUCAACUCUGGAGCUGCUACUCAGGUUCCAUCACUCACUGGCAAGGAAGAUGACGAGAUGGAGGGAGAUCAACUUAUGUUUGAUCUGGACCAGGGGUUCGCUCAGGGAUUUACCCAAGAGCAGGUUGAUGAUAUGAACCAGCAGCUAUCCCAGACGCGUUCCCAGCGUGUCCGCGCGGCCAUGUUCCCCGAGACCCUGGAGGAGGGUAUAGAGAUCCCGUCCACUCAGCUCGACCCCGCCCAGCCCACCGCCGUGCAGCGCCUCGCCGAGCCCUCGCAGAUGCUCAAGCAUGCUGUUGUCAACCUCAUCAACUAUCAAGAUGAUGCUGAUCUUGCUACCAGGGCUAUACCAGAGUUGAUCAAGCUGUUGAACGACGAGGAUCAAGUGGUCGUCUCUCAGGCCGCCAUGAUGGUGCACCAGCUCUCCAAGAAGGAGGCUUCUCGCCACGCCAUCAUGAACUCCCCGCAGAUGGUCGCCGCUUUAGUUCGCGCCAUCUCUAACAGCAACGACCUCGAGACUACCAAGGGGGCUGUGGGAACCUUGCACAACUUGUCUCACCACCGUCAAGGUCUACUCGCGAUCUUCAAGAGCGGUGGAAUACCCGCUUUGGUGAAGCUGCUCAGCUCACCGGUCGAGUCUGUGCUCUUCUACGCCAUCACUACUCUCCAUAACUUGCUUCUGCAUCAGGAUGGCUCUAAAAUGGCUGUCCGUCUUGCUGGAGGUCUCCAGAAAAUGGUGGCUCUGCUCCAGAGGAACAAUGUGAAGUUCCUGGCGAUCGUUACUGAUUGUCUGCAGAUCUUGGCCUACGGAAACCAAGAAUCGAAGCUUAUUAUCCUGGCUUCUCAGGGACCUAUCGAACUGGUCCGCAUCAUGCGCUCCUACGACUAUGAAAAGUUGCUGUGGACUACCUCCAGGGUUUUGAAAGUACUGUCGGUCUGCUCAAGCAACAAGCCGGCGAUCGUGGAGGCCGGCGGUAUGCAGGCUCUGGCCAUGCACCUUGGCAACCCCAGCGGUCGCCUUGUGCAGAACUGUCUCUGGACUCUCAGGAAUCUGUCUGAUGCUGCAACCAAGAUUUGCUACCAGGUGGAGGGCUUGGAAGCUCUCCUGCAGAGCCUGGUGCAAGUCCUGGCCUCGACUGACGUCAACAUCGUCACUUGCGCUGCUGGCAUCCUGUCUAACUUGACGUGCAACAAUCAACGUAACAAGGUGACGGUGUGCCAGGCGGGCGGCGUGGACGCGCUGGUGCGCACGGUGGUGUCGGCGGGCGACCGCGAGGAGAUCACCGAGCCCGCCGUGUGCGCGCUGCGCCAUCUCACCUCGCGCCACGUCGACAGCGAGAUGGCGCAGAACGCCGUGCGCCUGCACUACGGGCUGCCGGUGAUAGUGAAGCUGCUGCAGCCGCCGUCCCGCUGGCCGCUGGUGAAGGCGGUGGUGGGGCUGGUGCGCAACCUGGCGCUGUGUCCCGCCAACUACGCGCCGCUAAGGGAACACGGGGCCGUGCAUCAUCUCGUCAGGCUGCUCAUGAGAGCCUUCAACGAUACGCAACGGCAACGCAGCUCGUCGGGCGGCGGCGCGGCGGGCGGCGCGUACGCGGACGGAGUGCGCAUGGAGGAGAUCGUGGAGGGCGCCGUCGGGGCCCUGCACAUACUGGCGCGGGAGAGCCUCAACAGGCAACUCAUACGCCAGCAGAACGUCAUACCCAUAUUCGUGCAGCUGCUCUUCAACGAGAUCGAAAAUAUACAGCGCGUCGCUGCCGGUGUGCUGUGUGAGCUGGCUGUGGAGAAGGAAGGCGCCGAGAUGAUAGAAGCUGAAGGGGCCACAGCCCCGCUCACAGAACUACUGCAUUCUCGAAACGAAGGUUGCUACUCAAGUGUUGCAACAUAUGCAGCUGCAGUACUAUUCCGUAUGUCUGAAGACAAGCCUCAUGACUAUAAGAAGAGACUCUCUAUGGAGCUGACUAACUCUCUAUUCCGUGAUGAUCAUCAGAUGUGGCCCAAUGAUCUUGCCAUGCAACCUGAUUUACAGGAUAUGCUCGGACCAGAGCAGGGCUAUGAAGGGCUGUAUGGAACCAGACCGUCGUUUCAUCAACAAGGCUACGAUCAAAUACCGAUAGACUCAAUGCAGGGCUUAGAGAUCGGUAGCGGCUUCGGCAUGGACAUGGACAUCGGAGAGAGCGAGGGCGCGGGCGCCGCGUCCGCCGACCUGGCCUUCCCCGAGCCCCCGCAUGACAACAACAACGUCGCCGCCUGGUACGACACCGACCUUUAGGUUACAACCCCCCAUCUAUACUAUGACGUAACAGUUCAAUUUAAUUAUAAGAUUAUUACGUAGUUUUGUUUGACGCUGAGUAGAGGUGGCAAAAUCUAAGGGAGAUGUGACUUAGUUGAGCGCGUAUACUGUCAUUGCUCUUCACAGAUAUUGUUCAUCGUUUUUUAACAGUGUCCGUAGUGUUGUGACUGUUCAAUUUUAUAUGUACCGAAGUACGUUUUUUACGAUGUAUUCAGUUAUUUAUGUUUAUGCCACUACAAAACCGGAAAGAAAAACUGUGAUGUAUUUGAAUUAUACCUAAAUGUGUAUAAUUUGCCAGUGCUUUGUCGCUUAUGAUUCUGUGCUUCGCUAAGCCUGUCUUAGCCAAGUCUAGAGACAAAUUGCGACGUUUCAAUUUUUUUGCCAUGUAAUAAUGUGAAAUUGAAUAUUUAAUUGAUGCAACUGAUAUAAAUGUGAUGAAAAAGCAGCUAAGAAUGUAAUCUGACUAACCGUUCCAAACCUUACAAAUGUUGAUUUUAUUUUCAUUGGUGCUAAUUAUUUGCAAAAUUUUUAACAAAAUAUAUUUUAUUGUAUCAAUUUAUUAAGUUUGACUCAAUACUUCAGCGUGAAAACGUCAAAUUAUAGCAAAGUGACACCCGCAUUGGUUAUAUCGCUAUUUUAUACGCGCACGUAUAGAAUGCGUUUAAUCGGACUAUAGGGUACUUUAACACUAAGAUUAAGAUUUUUUUAUAGGCUUUAAAAUCGUAUUUCAUAGAACUUGUAAUUGAAUUAGUAAUGCGCAUUUAAAGUAUUGGAUUUAUUUAAGAAUGAUCGAGAUUUUAAUUUUUUUAUUAUUGUUUUGUUUCGAAUGAAUCAUUAUUUUGAUGAUGUAUAAGACUGUUUGAUUGAGUGAGUCAUGUAUUCGAAGUUUAAUUUUAAUGAUUGACUGCCAUUUUUUUUACCUGCCCUUCGGAACGAGGCCCACUAUAGGAAUGUAUAACGGAGGUAGCCAUGCGUACGAGUUUUUUUAUUGUAGGUUAAGUUUAGUAUUUGUUGAGGAGAAUGUGAUAUUCUCCCAAGUAGUGUAAGUAGUGAGAUUAAGCAUAACAAAAUUUAUGUAUUCAACAUCACGCGGAUUGUCGUCGAACCUCAACUGAUAUGAAUGGAUGCAUGUUUUCUAUUUACAAUUUUGUUAUGAGUGGUACUUAGAUGAAGUACGUAUACAGUUUUUACCAUAAUAUCGGCUCUUUGCACACCCUAUGAUAUACGGAAACUAGAAACGCACUUUUAAACUGUUAGAUGAAUGUAUCUUAGUAUAAUAUAAUCAUUUUAGUGUAAGAUUUAUAAUAAUUUACUUGAUUGUCCACUUCGGAUCCUCGUAUAUAUUUUUUUUCUAUUUGAUAUUCUAAUCGACUUUACAAGUGUUUUUAUAUCGACUCGACUAUGGAGACAUUCGUAAAGUGUCACAAUUUGUGUCCAUUUAUGUAUGGAUAUUAAACUAAAUUUAAUUAAAUAAA
Molecule: messenger RNA, 4042 nt
Organism: Trichoplusia ni (cabbage looper)
Lineage: Eukaryota; Metazoa; Arthropoda; Insecta; Lepidoptera; Noctuidae
Gene: arm
Product: armadillo segment polarity protein
Exons: 15
Coding region: 141-2546 (801 amino acids)
Biological process (GO): positive regulation of transcription by RNA polymerase II; cell adhesion
Cellular component (GO): catenin complex; adherens junction
Molecular function (GO): protein phosphatase binding; cadherin binding; alpha-catenin binding
Source: RefSeq, a predicted model, not a curated record